CCAUGGACGCGUAUCACCCGUCCGAUCAUCCGGAAACGCGUUGGUGCAAAGCAGGAGCCUCCGUAGCACAUGCUCUCGCUUCGAGCGGUUGCAAUCCAAACACCACGGCUACAAUCGGGUGCAGUAUGAACAUAGGGGCGUGUUCUUGUCUGUACACCGUCGGGUUCCGGUAGGAAUAACAGCCCUCUCGUCGGUUUCCUUAAAGGCUUUCAGGUCGCGCGAGAUGUUUACUCAUCAGUUUCUUCUCCAUGGCUACCUCGUAUUCUACAGUUCUCCUCCCAGACGGUGCCGUACUCGCCUUUGAAGUGCUGGGCUCACAUCAUCUCGGGCACCACAGGCCCGUGGUGCUCGUAUGUGGGAUGGGCUCCAUAAGGACCGAUUGGGAGAGGCUGAGCACUCGUCUCGCUGAAAAACGUCCAGUGUUGGUUUAUGAUCAUCGGGGAAUGGGCGACUCAUCCUACCGGAGCGACGACGAGAUCACUAUCGAAAUCCUCAGUCGCGACCUUCUCUUCCUUAUCGAAUCUUUGCGAUGGAAAGACGUGUCAAUCUGUGGAUUUUCCAUGGGGGGUGUCAUCGCCCAACAACUUCUGUUGUUACCUUUUCACCCAAACCAACCUACACCGAUUCAUUUCCGAUGUACGCAUUUGUUCCUGGCUGGAACUCGAUCAGUGAUUCUCCAUGACCACCGUCUUGGCCUUCAGUAUUCUAAGCCACCGUGUAACAUGACGCGCACGCCGGCGGAGAAACUUGAGAUAGCCAAAAGGAUGAUUCAGGCCACGUUGGACCCCGUGUGGCUUCAGGAAAAUCCAUCGCGUUUCGCGGCUAUUCUUAAGAGGACCUUAUCUGGCGGGGCUAGACCGCCAGAAUCAAUAGCGCAGCAAGGUGUUGCAUUAAAGUCGUUCGAUUUUGAACAUCAACUUGUCGAUAUGCCUCGCAAUACUAGAAUUUUGGUAGUUCAUGGGCGUCUUGACCAAAUUAUACCAUUUUCAUUCGGAAAGGACAUUACUCAUAUGAUACCGUGGGCAACAAUGGUCUCGGUGGGCUCAAAACCCGGCCAGGUCCCCUCUUACGACUUCGGGCACUAUUGGUAUGAAUACUUUGAUAUACAAGUCUGGGUAGAUGUCGUAGAGAAAUUCUUAAAGAAGUGACGAGACACACUAUAAAUGAAUCAA
Desarmillaria tabescens is the source of this 1172-nucleotide messenger RNA. RefSeq names its product Alpha/Beta hydrolase protein. The coding region runs from base 249 to 1148 and encodes 299 amino acids. The record is from RefSeq and is a predicted model, not a curated record. NCBI's taxonomy places the organism in Eukaryota, Fungi, Basidiomycota, Agaricomycetes, Agaricales, Physalacriaceae. The transcript has 8 exons.